UGCUCAAUUUGUUCCCUGUCAUCAUUCCCAAAUUCCUCCCUCAGCAACCCAAGUGAGCAACCAGCACCAGAUCAAAAUGGCUCAAAUGAUACCUCAGGCGGUCUUGGACCAGCUCAAGGCCCAGAUCGAUCAAGAUUCCAAAACCAAGGAGGCACUCGGCGACAUUACCGAGAAGCUCGAACGAGAGGUCGCAUACUCCCAGGGCGUCAUCUCGCGGGUCCAUGCCACAAGGGUUGCCGACUAUGCUGCAGCUCUGCUGCCGCAAUUAGAGGCUGCAAUCAAGGACAUGAUUGCCACCACAAAAGCCCUCGAGGAAGAGGCUUCAAAGCAUCCGUACUACAAAUACAACUUUAAAUGGACCCGUCAUGUGCGGGGGGCCAUAUUCACUAUCGUGCUGUGCGCAUUCUUGGGCGGCCUCGGGAACGAGACCAAGCCUGGAGAGCUGGGUAGACUAUUGAGUUUAGAGGAGGUCGGUGCUGUACUCCAAGUCCCUGUCAACAUUCAAGACCGCGAUGUCUUCCACAUCACCAUCGAGGAAUACCUGCUCUCGCUGACCGACCUGACCAACGAGCUGAGCCGUUUGACAACCAACACGGUGACGUUGGGCGACUUUGAGAUGGCGGUCCGCAUCAGCUCUUUUGUGCGGGACCUACACGCUGGCUUCCAGCUUCUGAACCUCAAGAACGACAUCUUGAGGAAGCGUGUCGACAGCGUCAAGUACGACGUCAAGAAAGUCGAGGACGUGGUCUACGAUCUGUCACUGAGGAACUUGAUCCCGGCGAGGCAGAGUGCAGGUGCAGCACAGUAGUCGGACACAAAGUCAUGGCACCAGAUAUGCAUGCCACAAAAGGGCCGCUCACAGAAGCCGGAAAAGAUGGCGGCCUCUACGGAAUCAGGGAGGAAACAGUAGCAUAUCUGCAAUUGUUUGGUAGUAAUUGACGCGCUUACUGGUCCAGUGAACUCUGGGAUGAUAUUGCAUUGAUUAGUUGACAAUUGAUACCAUCAAAGUUUUCCAGAGAUUUUGAUGCUUGAUCCCAUAUAUUCUGGC
Pyricularia oryzae 70-15 is the source of this 1048-nucleotide messenger RNA. RefSeq lists its product as uncharacterized. NCBI's taxonomy places the organism in Eukaryota, Fungi, Ascomycota, Sordariomycetes, Magnaporthales, Pyriculariaceae. The record is from RefSeq and is a predicted model, not a curated record. Bases 77 to 808 code for a protein of 243 amino acids. Gene Ontology annotation, molecular function: RNA binding; sequence-specific DNA binding; single-stranded DNA binding. Gene Ontology annotation, cellular component: cytoplasm; nucleus. The transcript is spliced from 3 exons. Gene Ontology annotation, biological process: RNA metabolic process.